Molecule: messenger RNA, 2446 nt
Organism: Mercenaria mercenaria
Lineage: Eukaryota; Metazoa; Mollusca; Bivalvia; Venerida; Veneridae
Exons: 2
Coding region: 304-2115 (603 amino acids)
Source: RefSeq, a predicted model, not a curated record
GAAAGUAGAAAUCCCGUUGGGUUUCCAGGAUACAUAUCUUAACGAUUUUCAAUACAUUAUCCAUCGGUUUCAGUCCUGUUAUAAUAUUUAAGUAGUAGUAGUUUUCUUGUGGAUUUAACAGUGUGAGGGGAGUGGCAAAAUGGCAACAUUUAUUGGGACGCUUCUAGACGUUUCUGCUUCUAUGAGAAGUAAUAUUGGAGCUGGCAUAAAUGAAAAAAACGUGGAAGCUGGAUUCAUUCGAUCUUUAGAGUUAUUGAUGAUCUGGUUAAACAUGAUGUUUCACACCAUAACCAUAUUUUUGCAAUGGGAGUUUGGGCGAGCCAAGGUGAAGGUAUAUUUGACAUUAUAAGCACAAUUCAACAUUUCCAGAAUGAAGGUAGCGCUGACAAGGGCCCUGCUUCAGAUCAAACAAUUGAAGAUAUUUUUAGAACACUUGAAGAAAAUGGUGCAGGAAACAGUAUGAGAAGGGCAAUGAGAGAUGACAUCCGUCGUGCGUUAUCAGAAUUCGAAGCAAACAUAUUACUGAGACAAUUACGGACAAACCAAACAUUCACUAGGAAGAUUGUUGAUGAGGUUAUUCCUUCUGUAAUGAAUACAAGAUCAGGCUGGUUAAGACCGACUCCUGAUGACAUUCAAGUCUUCAUUGCCAUGACGAUGACAUCUUUGAAUGAAUCGUUGUUAAUAGGAAUGGGGGACCAUUCUAUAUUCAAUGUUGUUAAUGUCGCCAACACCAUUCAUGAACAUGUUGACAAUCGAGACCUUUCAACCGAUAGAAUUCACCAGCUACUUAAAGUCGUGGAACCUUUCGUUUUCGGGAGAACUCCAUUGUAUUCCGCUCUUCGAGAGGCAUCAGGGUUGUUUUUAAGGUCGGUACGAACAUAUCCAGACCACCAUAAAUUAUUGUUUGUUUUGUCAGAUGGUGAACCAACUGACGAAGGAGAUAUGGGCAGAGUUCAAGCCGAGUUAAAAGAUGCAAAAGUUACAGUGGUUGGGUGCUACAUUUCAAGAUCAUCAAGCGUCGAACCACGAAGACUGUACAGUAUCGCUGGUCGGGACUGGGAGGAUGGCGCCAAGUUCCUCUUUACCUUAAGCUCACAUAUUUCGACAGAAUUGAUAACAAGGGCAAUUUUCAUCAAACAUGGAUGGCAAAUCGAUAUUGCUAAUAACGAGACCAAGUUGUUUCUACAAGUAAAUCAUCCAGAUAACCUCAAAGAUGCUUGUGACCUAGCAAGGAAUGCGGUAUGUUGCCAAGAUACCCUGACAGAUUUACUAGCGUCUGUUUCGCUUGACGUUUACAUUAGUCAAAAGAACACUAGCAUUAAAGCACAUGAACAAGUUGGCGGCACCUGCUACGCAAACGCAUCGGCUGCAGUUCUUCAUUUAGCCAUGCACAGAAUUCUCGGACGAGAUGGCGGGUAUCCAGUUUUCGAAAACUUACGAGAUGAUAUGAUAACUCGCCACGGAAGCGAGGGCGCCAAUACAUUCCGAGUCCUGAAAGAAGUAUGUCCACUUUACCGUUUGCAUUUUAGACAGGUCGACAUCAAUGGGGCAAUGAAAGCCGUAGCAGCAAAGCGCCCAGUUGUAGCGAAAUUUCGGCUUACCGACGAUGAAUGGGAUGUAUUCGGAAGCUUUUUUCGGAAUAAUCCAACCGGCAUUUUGACGAAACGGGAUCUAGACAUUAGCAAGCGAAGCUCGGCAUCGAGGACAGGUGGGCAUGCAGUUGUUUUGACGAGUUUUAACAGCAAAUGUUUACGGUUCAUGAACUCCUGGGGAGACAGGUGGGCGGAUAUGGGAUUCUUUCGAAUCGAGAGUGUAGACGUUCUUGGCUUAGAAUUCAUUGACGUGUUUUGGACACUGAAUGAUCUAACCCAGAGAGAAAAAGACUACUACCGCAUCCAUGGAUCUGAAGUUGCUGAUAAGCUGAUGAAGUCUCUGAAAGCAUUGCAAGUUGCGACAUUCACAUGUCCUUUGUGCUCUGUGGCUUCCAGCGUCACAGAGUUUAAUGGAACUUUAUCGCAUGCCUUGUGUCCAAACUGCGAUCAAGAAUUCUCAUGCAAUGAUAGAGAAGGCAACAUUCUGGCACUGAGUAUGUACCUGACAUCACUUAGCAGAUAGAAUUUUCUUAAAGCGAUUGUUUCAACAAAUGAAUCAUUAACAUUGAAAAGACACAUGCAUCACAAUAACAACACUUACAAAACUAUCUAGUUAAUUGUUAAAAAGCACAGUUUAUUUUGUAUGCUGGCAUAUACUUAGCUUUAAUUUUAUACUUCUUUGUAUGAUAAUUGAUGUAAGACAUAUUGACGAAAGUUUGUUGAAAUUCGCUCCAAAUGUAGAAUGUUAUGUCUCUCUCUCUUACACUUACAUAAUGUAUGAUUAUGGAUUUUUUGAAUAUUAAGCGUUCAGUAUGAUAUGUCGAAGUAAAUUAAAAUAAAAUUAUACUAUAAUA